Molecule: messenger RNA, 1158 nt
Organism: Puccinia graminis f. sp. tritici CRL 75-36-700-3
Lineage: Eukaryota; Fungi; Basidiomycota; Pucciniomycetes; Pucciniales; Pucciniaceae
Exons: 1
Coding region: 1-1158 (385 amino acids)
Source: RefSeq, a predicted model, not a curated record
AUGAAUGUGCAGAAAUGGAGUGAAGCUCUGCACUUGAACCACCUCUUGCCAGAAUAUCAGGACGUCAUAGACGGUUUCACACAUGGUUUCGACCAAGGUAUACCGCAGCACAGAAUUGAAGGAAAACGGUGGUUCACGCCUGAGAACCAUAAAUCUUCCCUCCUAGCAAAAGAUAAGAUUCAGGAGUCGAUUGCGAAAGAGUUAGCGGCCGGAAGAAUGAUAGGGCCAUUUUCCCAUCAGCAAAUGGAAGCCACAUUUGGUUUCUUUAGGUCAAAUCCUUUGGGUGCCGUAGUUAACGGUGAUGGGAAGAUCAGACCUAUUAACGACCUAUCCUAUCCCAGAAAUGAUAUAGAAGUAAAAUCAGUGAACUCUUACGUUAAUAAACUUGAUUUCAAAACAACGUGGGAUGAUUUCAAGACGGUGUCAAAAUUCUUCGCAGAAGACAAAAGGUCAUUCGAACUGGCACUUUUUGACUGGGAAGGGGCGUACCGACAGAUACCGACGAAACAAGACCAAUUGAAGUACCUUCUGGUGCAAGAUUUCGACGGCAACCUAUUGAUAGAUACACGAAUCACCUUUGGGGGCGUUGCAGGUUGCGGAUCUUUCGGUCGUCCAGCCGACACGUGGAAACUCAUAAUGAAAAGUCACUUCAACUUAAUCACCAUUUUCCAAUGGGUAGACGACAAUCUCUUUAUUAAAGAAGUUGGCGCUGAUUUAUCAAUGAAAGACGUAGUAUUAAAAUCAACCGAGCUUGGAGUGAUGACAAACGUCAAGAAGUUCUCAGAUUUCUCGCCAGAACAAAAAUUCAUAGGCUUCGCAUGGAACGGUGUAGAUAAGACAGUGAGAUUGCCAGAGGGUAAAAUCGAGAAAAGACUGAAUCAGAUAUACCCCUUCCAAGUCGCAAAGGCUACUUUCGAUUACAAAGAAGUCGAAAUUCUCGUAGGACGUCUUAACCAUGUGACAUACAUCUUACCAAACUUAAGAUGUAACUUAUGUUCCUUAUAUUGCUGGCUAAAAUCUUGGUUCUGGCGGAAAGCAAAAAGGGCGACUCUGGUGGACAUCCUCGAAGACUUUCAAAUUUGGGUGGAAACCUUGAACAAUUUUGAACACACGCGUCUAAUUAGAUGGGGACCACCCUUUAGACGUCGGUUGGGUUAG